AUGAACACAUUCUCCAGUGCCAAACUAUUAGAAAGCUCACACGGUUGGCUCGGUGCUUCCACAUCAACAUUAGCCGAAAGAUGUUUAGGAUACAAUCCCGAUAUAGUUAAUAUCGUCGGAGAAAAAACGUGGAUGAAAGCACUUCAGGAAUCUAAAAGUCUGAAUUCUAAAUGGACGCAAGAUGAUUUAGUGACGGCCAUCGAACUCGUCCGCGGCGGGACACCCAUCAAACCCGCCGCCGAGCGGUGUGCCAUACCCGUUAUGACCCUUUGGAGAAGGACGAAAGCUUUGGGAAUGGUCAGCAAUGUGCCAGGGUGUUUUAUGCGUCUUCGAACUCCUAAUUGGACACAAGGUCAACUCAAAGAAGCGAUUCAAGCUGUCGUGACGCAAAGAAUGCGAUUCACGCAAGCAUCGUCUCGGUACGGGAUACCCAAAGGAACUCUUUAUGACAAUAUAUUAGGGAAAACGAAAAGAAUGCUUGUUUUGGAUGCUGCGGGUCUCACGCCGACGGAAGAAAACGCGGUUUUGGAUUUCUGUUGUCAGAUAUCCGUGUCUCCGUAUAACAGGAGAACUCAGAAACCCCUUUCCUCCAUAUUGAAUUUUGUUGAAUGCAUACGUCGUAAAAGGGAUCCCAAUUUUAAAUUCACUCGGAUAUCCGGAUUCAGGUGGUGGUGGGCUUUUUGUAAAAAACACAGCAUCGUGUCGUUAUAUUUCGAAACGAGACCCGACGAAUGA
Molecule: messenger RNA, 735 nt
Organism: Pediculus humanus corporis (human body louse)
Lineage: Eukaryota; Metazoa; Arthropoda; Insecta; Psocodea; Pediculidae
Exons: 4
Coding region: 1-735 (244 amino acids)
Molecular function (GO): DNA binding
Source: RefSeq, a predicted model, not a curated record